Exophiala xenobiotica is the source of this 1311-nucleotide messenger RNA. RefSeq lists its product as uncharacterized. The transcript has a single exon. Lineage: Eukaryota; Fungi; Ascomycota; Eurotiomycetes; Chaetothyriales; Herpotrichiellaceae. Bases 189 to 1247 code for a protein of 352 amino acids. The record is from RefSeq and is a predicted model, not a curated record. Gene Ontology annotation, molecular function: dioxygenase activity.
GAUCGAUCGGUUAGUUCUCGUUCCUCUGAGAACUUCCAAGCCCCAUCUGCCCUCACCUUGCCAUCAAAGUCAGAGGAAGGCCCCGCCAUUGUACGACGCACUUCUGAGUCGGACUGUGUGCCCUAUUGUGACUGCUGCUGCUUCUCUGCUGGAAGGCAGCAGAGGCUUGUCGAGCCAGAGGUGUAAUUAUGGGAUCGGCCGAGGGGAAUACCGGUGCUGUUCAGCUCCCUGUGAUUGAUGUCUCGAGGUCCACCUCGGAAGUGGGGAAAGGGAUGCUCGAUGCUGCUAUCAAGUACGGCUUUCUCUACAUCGACACCAAUGGCAGCGGUUUCAGCGAGAGCAUAGUAGAUCGCCAAUUCGAAAUCUCAAGACAAUUCUUUGCGUUACCCGAGGCCGAGAAGAAUAAUGUCAAGAUCAAUGAGGCCGACCGAGGUUAUGCAGGGUUGCAUGUGGAGAGCCUCGACCCGAAGAGCCAGCGUAAAGGAGAUUUCAAAGAGGCUUUCAAUAUAGGCGAGUCCAAAGACGGGCGACCACAACAGCCUAUGCCCAGGUUGCUCGAAGCUCACCUCGCCGAGUUGGGCGAGUUCGAGAACGCUUGUCAGGCUCUGUCCAAACGUGUCCUCGACCUUCUUGCAUUAGGACUCGAGGUGACAGAGCCCACCUUCUUCUCAUCGCGACACACCCAGCCCAGUGGCUGUACUGUUCGACUCCUGCAUUAUCCUACGAUCCCGUCAGAUGUCAACUACCAGCCAGACGUGGACAUCCGGGCAGGUGCGCACUCAGAUUACGGCAGCAUCACUCUGCUUUUCCAGAGACCGUCGCAGCCAGGCCUUGAGAUCAGAACGCCGGAGGAUACUUGGGCUCCUGUCCCUGUCAUUCCUGAUGGUUACACGACGUCGAAGACAUUCCCACCUAUACUCGUGAAUAUCGGAGACUGCUUGUCUUACUGGACCAACGGCCUUCUCAAGAGUACGGUGCACCGAGUCAUUUUCCCCAAGGAUGUCAGGCAGGGAGGAGAAGACCGCUACUCAAUCGCAUAUUUUGUGCACCCUGGGGACAAGACUGAGCUUGUGGCUGUCCCAAGUCAGAUUGUAUCGGAGCACGUAUUGGACGAGAAUUCGAGCGUAGGAUAUGGAGGGGGAGCAACGUCAAAACGAGCGAUGACUGCGAGGGAGCAUUUGAUGAACAGAUUAGAGGCGACCUACGGAUUCAGACAGAACGCAAAGGAGGUGGCCGCUACUGCAUGAUUCAUAGCAAUGAGGUGGCGGUGUGUAUGCAUAGACUCGUGAUGUUGAGAAAGCAUUCUUCUGC